Setaria italica (foxtail millet) is the source of this 2172-nucleotide messenger RNA. RefSeq names its product protein FAR1-RELATED SEQUENCE 5. Gene Ontology annotation, biological process: regulation of DNA-templated transcription. The transcript is spliced from 6 exons. The record is from RefSeq and is a predicted model, not a curated record. The coding region runs from base 1 to 2172 and encodes 723 amino acids. Gene Ontology annotation, molecular function: zinc ion binding. NCBI's taxonomy places the organism in Eukaryota, Viridiplantae, Streptophyta, Magnoliopsida, Poales, Poaceae.
AUGGCAACGCCCGAUCCGGAGAGGACCUACUUGCAUGAUCCCCUGUUGCCAGAGACAAUUGUGCCAACCAAGGAGCUGCGUUUUGACAGUAGAGAUGAAGCUAAGGAAUUUUACAAAUUCUAUGCGGGCAAGGCAGGGUUUGAUGUGCGCAUAACCAAGACAAGUAGGAAGACGGUACUGGAGUUGUCGUGCAACAAACAAGGACACUGGGAUUACUACAAGCCUGGUGAGGAGAGGGUACGUGAGAAAAUGUCAAUGAGGUGUGGCUGCAAAGCUUUUGUGAAGAUUAAAUGGAACCAGAAGAAGGACUAUUGGUUCUUUGAGAGGAUAAGGUUGGAGCACAAUCAUCCACUGCAUCCCUCGCCGACCGUAACACAGUUCUUGAGGAUACAAAAGGACAAGGACCCUAUAGUCAUGGGUAUUGUUGAUCAGAUGCAUAGGUGUGAUGCUUCCCAUAACACUACAGUAAAUGUGCUGGCAGAAUUAUAUGGUGGUCGGCAGAACUUCACGUUCACGGAAAUGGAUUUGAGAAAUAGGAAAGCUGCAACUGCCAGGGAGGAGAGGGAAAAUGAUAUACCAAAGUUGCUUGAGUUCUUCAGGGAGAUGAAGGCCCAUAAUGAGUAUUUCUACUAUGAGUUGCAGGUAGACAGUGAAAAUGUUAUCAAGAAUGUGUUCUGGAGUCAUGCAAGCCAGCGUGCAGAAUAUAUAGAUUUUGGAGAUGUGGUUACAUUCGACACCACAUACAAAACAAACAUGUAUAGCAUGCCUUUAGCCAUGUUUGUUGGGUCAAACCAUCAACUGCAGAAUGUCGUGUUUGGGCAAGCAUUGUUGCAGGAUGAGCAAGCUAACACAUUUGAGUGGUUGUUUGGGGCAUUCAAAAAUUACCAGGAUAGUUCAAUGGCGGCAGCAAUCAAGAAGGUGUUCAAACAAACACAGCACAGGUUGUGCCGUUGGCACAUGCUUAAGAAGUAUAAAGCAGAGCUGAAAAAACUAUACAAGAUUCAUGAUGGUCUAAAGAUAAAGCUCAUCACCAUAAUCAAUCACCCACUUACGCCUACAGAGUUUGAGUUUGCAUGGAAUGAGUUGGUGGAUGAGUAUGGCAUACGGGAGGAUGACACUAUUCAGGGACUUUGGGAGAGUAGGAAAUUGUGGGUUGCUGCUUAUUUCAAGCCCUUGUAUUGUGGCAGGAUGACCUCUACACAGAGAAGUGAAAGUGCUGGUAACUGGCGGCUGACGUUGCAGCCCUUUGAUGGCCAUCUUAGCAGAGUGUACACACGAGCCGUGUACAAGAAAUACAGGGAAACUUAUAUUUAUAGUACUGCUUUCCGUAUUGAUCCUCAUCCUACCGAGGUUGAUGUUUACCUGGUGACACACACGGAUCAGUCAUGGCAAUAUGCUUGGUUUCAACAUUCAUUUAGAGUGGAGGCUGAUGUACGAUCCGGUAGAUAUACAUGCGAGUGCAAGACAUGGGAGCAUACAGGCUUGUUCUGCGCCCAUCUUAUUAAAGCCUUCACGUACCUUCAGAUCGACAAUAUACCUGCAGAGUACAUAAUGAAGAGAUACACAAGGGGUGCAAGAACGAUGGUACCGUGGGACAGGCAUGACAUUGUGACUUCGGUACCGGGUUGUGAGAGCGAUCAAUACAAAACAAAGAAACUAGUAGAAAUUGCGAUGGCUGCUGUGAGAGCAUGCCGCAAAACAAGUCUUGGGUUCGAGAAAGGCUGUGAGCAGCUGUCUGCAUUGGUUGAGUGGGGUGAAAGUAUUGCAAAAGGUACAGGAGCAUCACAUGUGGGGGAUCAUACAGAAGAACAGAGUGAUGUGAUCCCGCAUACUAUAGGUGAACCUGCGGCUAGUUUGGCUGAACAAGAUGCAGCAGUUGAUACUGCAGUCCAAAUUUCGGAGUGUGCACCAAGGGAGGCAAGAACAAAGGGGAGGAAGCGUGGAGGGAGACAUGUUGUUAAUGAACAUGCAAGUUCCAGUAAGGCACAGGGGCAGCGGAUAUGUGGAUAUUGUGGAUCUUUGGGUCAUUAUACUACGGGGUGUGAUUUGAACCCGGAUAACAUCAAUAAGAAACGAGGUGCAGGUGGGAGUUUGCGGGGCAAGAUGGGACGGAAGAGGGGGAGACCACCCACAAAAAGGCAACUGGAGGAUGAGUUUAAUGGUGUUGCAUGA